Molecule: messenger RNA, 1399 nt
Organism: Actinia tenebrosa (Australian red waratah sea anemone)
Lineage: Eukaryota; Metazoa; Cnidaria; Anthozoa; Actiniaria; Actiniidae
Biological process (GO): protein folding
Cellular component (GO): endoplasmic reticulum
Molecular function (GO): protein disulfide isomerase activity
Source: RefSeq, a predicted model, not a curated record
CUUCAUUCUUCAAGAUGUCUGCACGCGUUGGGUUUUGUUCUUUGGUCUUCGUACUUUUUUCUUUUUUAUCCCUCUCUGAGGGAGCUGUUCUCGAUCUAAACCCUGACAACUUCGAUGAGGUUGUUAAUGGAGAUGCCUUUGUUUUAGCUGAAUUUUUUGCACCUUGGUGUGGUCAUUGCAAGAGUCUCGCUCCAACUUAUGAACAGCUAGGGGAGUCAUAUCCGCACACCAAAGAUGUUAAGAUUGUUAAAGUGGAUGCAGAUGCUCACAAAGACUUGGCGUCAAGAUUUGGAGUCAGUGGAUAUCCUACUAUCAAGUAUUUUGAAAAAGGAAGCACCACCGCUAGCGAGUAUAAUGGAGGAAGAGAUCUUAAAGAUUUUGCCAGCUUCAUAGAAGGAAAAACUGGUGUUAAAGCAAGAAUUCCAGUUGUCAAGGAGGAUGUAAUAACCUUGGAUACGUCUAACUUUGACAAAGUAAUCAAAGAUGCAAACAAAGAUGUCAUUGUUGAAUUCUAUGCUCCUUGGUGUGGACACUGUAAGAACCUUGCACCAGUCUAUGAGAAGGUCGGCAAAACAUUCAAGAAUGAACCAAAUUGUGUGAUUGCAAAAGUUGAUGCUGAUUCUCACAGAGAACUUGGAGAGAAGUAUGGUGUCAGUGGGUUCCCUACCAUUAAAUUCUUCUCAAAGACAAACAAAGAUGGAGAAGAGUAUUCUGGUGGAAGAAGUGAGGAAGACUUCAUUCAGUUUAUGAAUGAAAAGUGUGGAACAAAACGAAAGUCUGGUGGUGGACUCAAUUCCGAGGCUGGAAGAAUUGAGGCUUUUGAUGAGUUUGCAAAAUCUUUCAUGGGUGAUAAGGACAAGCGAGAUGCUGUUUAUGAAGAAGCCAAAGGACUAGUUGAUAGCCAGGAAGAUAAAAAGAUGGCCAAGUACUAUGUCAAAGUGAUGGAGAAAGUUAAGCAAGUGGGAGAUUCAUUUAUCACUACUGAAACAAGUCGUAUGGAGCGAUUGCUAGGUGGUCAGAUUAGUGCCUCCAAAGUAGAUGAAUUUACGAAAAGGAGCAACGUCCUCGCGCAGUUUUCUGCUGGCUCACCCGGCAAGACAGAGCUGUAGACUUCUCACUGACCUUCACGAUGUGUUACUAAGAUCCUUUACAAUAAAAUGCAACAAUUUUGGGCAAACGGCCUUGGGUGCCGUCUAGCGAACGUGGUGCAUUCUGGUCUAGCUUGAGUACAAACAUCUUUUGUUCAUCAUGCCUUAUAUGGUGUUGUUCGUACCCKGACUAGACCACAAUGCAUCAUGUUUAUCGAUAUCGGAAAAGGCCUAUGAAGGGAAGAUAACUCUACUGCUACCAGGGUCAACGUACCUUCAUAUAAAUGGAAACUUUUUCAGUUUUUUUUUUU